AUGGUAACCACAGAUAUUGGUGGGUGGAUAAUCAUUGUUCUGGCUUUCACUUUCAAGACUGCUAUUCUUGGGGAGUCGUCUGACAAGAGUGGAGAGCUGGAAAAGGAAGAGCAUUCACUAUUCAAAAUUGUCUCAAUGCAGCCGAAUGCACAUGGCGGCAAUUCGUCAGCAAUUGUCUGGAAAUUCCAGAACAAUGCAGUUGACAAGAGCAAAUUACAACUCUCGUUUACUUUCUACUGGGGAUCUGCUCGUAAGGUAGCAUCGUCCACCAUGUCUUCUUUCUUAUUCUCUUCCUAUUCGAAAUCUGCCAAGACAACAGUUGUUGAGGGAUUGCGUGGAUUUGCAUAG
Aspergillus novofumigatus IBT 16806 is the source of this 348-nucleotide messenger RNA. RefSeq lists its product as uncharacterized. The record is from RefSeq and is a predicted model, not a curated record. The coding region runs from base 1 to 348 and encodes 115 amino acids. Lineage: Eukaryota; Fungi; Ascomycota; Eurotiomycetes; Eurotiales; Aspergillaceae. The transcript is spliced from 4 exons.